Entrophospora candida is the source of this 846-nucleotide messenger RNA. NCBI's taxonomy places the organism in Eukaryota, Fungi, Glomeromycota, Glomeromycetes, Entrophosporales, Entrophosporaceae. The record is from the annotation of a GenBank genome assembly.
AUGACGGUAUUUUCUUAUACCGGAAUCUUUGUGCCAAUUCUAGCCAUUAGCCGCGCAAUGAUUCAUGAUGAACACAUGGUUUAUGAACCUGAAGCCAGAUUACAAAAAGUUGUCGAUUAUAUUCAUUAUUCGCCUGAUAUUGUAGAUUUCUUUCGUGAAUUCACUGUGCAUGUUGACGAUAUUGGUUAUGUGUGUAGUUUUGCAGUUUUUGAUUUCAAAAAACAUGGAGAUGUCAAGUAUGGUGCACCAACAGAAGCACAUAACGAGUAUUAUGUUUCAAAGGAUGGGAAGAUGGAAAAGAGUUUUUUGAACUUUAAAGCAAAUCAUCCGGAUUGGGAACCAACUGAUCCAACAGGGUCCUUAUUUCUUAGUAAGAUGGCUGAUUUUAAUAAUCAAAUUAUUCAAGAGCAAUAUGGUCACCAUCAACGAUCUCAUAGCACUAGUAACAAUAUCCGUAGUUCUGUGAUGGAUUCCAUACUUAAACCUCAUAAUAGAAAAGGCAGUAAUAAUGUUCACUUUGAAAUACCCAAUAGCAACGAUUAUAAUAAUAUAUCCUCAUCGUCAGCAAGAUAUUAUAACAAUAAUGAUAUGGACUAUACUGGCGCUACAGAUGGUUACGAAACUUCUACAAGAGACAAAAAACCAUCUAAUGUUGACGACGACGAAGAAAAUGUUGCUACUGGAUUUGCAAGUGAAUUGGGAGAUUCAUACCUUUUAACUGCUAAUAAAAUAAAUAAUACUAUGAAUCAAAUGUUCGAUUCAAUAGAACAUGAGGACAGACCACGUAAUGGAGGUGUAAUGGGUUUAUUAAAUCAAUUCUAUGAUCUCAAUAAUUCUUCUGUGUAA